GCCGCAGCCCGGAAAAAGACAGCAGUGCCCGUUGUAGCAGUGAGCACAUGUAUGUGCUCUUAUAAAGGCGAAAGGUCUCCGAAACCGAGCUGUCAUUUUUACCUUUCUUUGAAGACCACGGUAGGCUACACCAAAGGGAAGGGCAAGCACCCAUACGGACAUGGCGACAUCCAGCUCCUGUGUUGUGAUCAGUGAUGAGGAGCAGGGGUAUGACCUGGACCUUUUCUGCAUACCAAAGCACUAUGCUACUGAUUUGGAGAGGGUCUAUAUCCCACAUGGACUCAUCUUGGACAGGACAGAGAGACUGGCCAGAGAGAUUAUGAAGGAAAUGGGGGGGCACCACAUCGUGGCCCUCUGCGUCCUCAAAGGGGGCUACAAGUUCUUUGCAGACCUGCUGGACUACAUCAAGGCCCUGAACAGGAACAGCGACCGCUCCAUCCCAAUGACAGUGGACUUCAUCCGCCUCAAGAGCUACUGUAAUGACCAGUCAACAGGUGAAAUCAAAGUCAUCGGAGGAGAUGACCUGUCUACGUUGACAGGCAAGAAUGUCUUGAUUGUGGAGGAUAUUAUCGACACAGGGAAGACAAUGAAGACAUUAUUGCAACUCCUCAAACAGUACAAUCCCAAAAUGGUUAAAGUAGCAAGUUUGUUGGUGAAGAGAACACCAAGGAGUGUUGGCUACAGACCAGACUUUGUAGGAUUUGAGGUCCCGGACAAAUUUGUGGUGGGCUACGCGCUAGACUACAACGAGUACUUUAGAGAUCUAAAUCAUAUCUGCGUCAUUAGUGAAACCGGGAAGGAGAAAUACAAGGCAUGAAGAGCAGCUAGUAACAAUUUUUAACAUAUGGAUAUAUCUUUUCCUUUUUUUGAGUUUCAUUUUAUAUUUGAUUGCAUCAUAUUUGUGUCAUUAAAAAAAAAAACUCAGCCUGCUCAGGGUCCCUGAGGAUACACUGUUAGAGUGACAAUCCUGACAGUUUUAGCCACCGCACACGCUAGGUUCAAAAUGAAUUGCCUUAGACAGAACCACAUCUGGGUUAAACAGCAUGGAGCCCAGCUUGCUUAGAGUUAGUACAAUGCUUUUAGGCCCCAACUUUGUAAGCGAUGGAGUAAUUUAUUCAGCACAAUGCUGCUAGCUUAAUUUACAAUAUCACAAUUAAUGUGCUAUUAUAAAAUUCCAACAUUUGGCAACUUAUUAUUUUAUAAACUAUUUCUUUUAAUGUAAUUGUACUUUUAUUGGGAAAUAUCAAUAGCUGCUUUGUGGGCACUCAUAAAGAGGAUGUUACAUUUUCUUUAAGUCUCUGUACAUUUUACGAGGUUAUUAUGUUAUGUGAUAAGAUAAAUAGUGUUUUAAAAAAAGUACCACAAAUAUUGGUUGCUGUCCUUAAUUGAACACAUGGAUAUGCUGAAGAUGAAAUAUCCUCUUAUUUAUGAGUGUACAAUGGUUAUAUUGUCUGAUCAUGUAUACAAUUUCUUUGUGUAAUACUGAGGGUUUUUUGUGGGUUUUUUUUUUUUUUUUAAAUGCUGGAAAAUAUUUCAACUUUAAGUCAAAUGGUACUCAAUCAUAUGUUUAAAUCAAUUCAACUGUAACCCCUAUUAUUGAUUCAGGCAGGCAUAAUUUAAAUAUUUUUUUUAAAAUUGUUGCUAUAUAAUUGAACCUCAUUCAGUGGUGCCAUCGCUUAAAUCAUUGUCAACUGAAUAUUUCAACACCAGCCAUUAAAUGUUCGCACCCUUCCUGUGACUAGCGGGUUUUACUAUGAAAGCUUUGUACACACCAAAUACUUGGAACAUUAAAAUAGUUCCUGGCAAAAUAUGAGGAAAUUCAAUGGUGAUCUCACAAAAAAGUAUGAUGAAGACACAGGCAGUAUACAGUGAUACAGCAAAGUGUUCUGCAUCAUGUCUGCGAGUUAACUGAACUCCUGAGUUUUCUAGGAAUGUCAUAAAGUGCAUUAGCAUUGAGUCAGGGUGAAGACCAUAAAUAUUUGACCUGUUGUUGUUGUCAUCUAACUUUGACCUGCAAACUGCCCUAACUGUACACAAGGUCACUGACUAGGACGUGUUGUGUAAUACCUUUACAUACAAUACCUUUGCAAAGCGUCUUCACAUUCAUUAUUUCAUGUACCCCGUGCCUUUUGUCAUUUUAUGCAUGUUUAGUCAUGUUAAAGACAGCACCAAACAUUUGCUGGUAAAAGUUUGAUAAAUGCAAACAUUUGCUUAAUGCUUCAGAACAAUUAUACCUCUGUCCUCCCUGAGUUGUCUGCUAAGGGCCUCUUGUGGGCUUACAUUUAAGUUGAUUUAAAUUUUUUAAGGUAAAUAAAUGAAAAUAUGUAAAAUUUGUUCAAUAUAAACCUGAGAUAUGCUAUAUUUAUGAUAGAACAUCUACAUUGACAUAAGGGUACAAGGUACACAAUACAAGAGGAAUUGUCUUGCAAAGAAUAUACAUUCAAUGUGAAUCAAAAACUCAGUCAAGAUUAAUAAAAUCUCUCUCUCCAGGGUCUUUACAUUAUCAGAACAAC
Molecule: messenger RNA, 2513 nt
Organism: Scomber japonicus (chub mackerel)
Lineage: Eukaryota; Metazoa; Chordata; Actinopteri; Scombriformes; Scombridae
Gene: hprt1
Product: hypoxanthine phosphoribosyltransferase 1
Exons: 9
Coding region: 161-817 (218 amino acids)
Biological process (GO): guanine salvage; GMP salvage; hypoxanthine metabolic process
Molecular function (GO): magnesium ion binding; hypoxanthine phosphoribosyltransferase activity
Source: RefSeq, a predicted model, not a curated record